AUGGCCUCCGUCUCCGAGCUCGCCUGCAUCUACUCCUCCCUCAUCCUGCACAAUGAUGAGGUGACGGUCACGGAGGACAAGAUCAACGCCCUCAUUAAAGCAGCUGGCGUCAGUGUUGAACCUUUCUGGCCUGGCUUGUCUGCAAAGGCCCUGGCCAAUGUCAACAUUGGGAGCCUCAUCUGCAACGUAGGGGCUGGUGGGCCUGCUCUAUCAGCUGGAGUCGUGCCAGCAGGAGGUCCUGCCCCCUCUACUGCUGCUGCUCCAGCUGAGGAGAGGAAAGUGGAAGCAAAGAAGGAAGAAUCUGAGGAGUCUGAUGAUGACAUGGGCUUUGGUCUUUUUGACUAA
Peromyscus eremicus (cactus mouse) is the source of this 345-nucleotide messenger RNA. RefSeq names its product large ribosomal subunit protein P1-like. The transcript has a single exon. The record is from RefSeq and is a predicted model, not a curated record. Gene Ontology annotation, biological process: translational elongation; cytoplasmic translation. Gene Ontology annotation, molecular function: structural constituent of ribosome; protein kinase activator activity; ribonucleoprotein complex binding. NCBI's taxonomy places the organism in Eukaryota, Metazoa, Chordata, Mammalia, Rodentia, Cricetidae. Bases 1 to 345 code for a protein of 114 amino acids. Gene Ontology annotation, cellular component: cytosolic large ribosomal subunit; ribosome.